Anthostomella pinea is the source of this 2721-nucleotide messenger RNA. Lineage: Eukaryota; Fungi; Ascomycota; Sordariomycetes; Xylariales; Xylariaceae. The record is from the annotation of a GenBank genome assembly.
AUGUCACCAUCUUCCCGCCCCUCACAGCAACCCGCGAGUCGCGCAGGAUCAGUCAAGCCCGAGACUGUCGAUUCCCCCGACCAUGACUUGUCCGACGACUCGUCCACUGGGAAUGCGCCCGGCACCCCUGCCGGGUCUUCCAAGGGAGUCCAUUGCACCUACGACAAGCCUUCCAAUAGGCGAAGGAACCCGGCGCCACAAUAUAUCGAGGCUUUAGAGAACAAGCUGUCCCGCGCAGAGACUCUGUUGCGCAAGUUCAUGCCCGAUGUCGACCUCAACGAUCCCAGUCUGGAUCCCUCCGUACAGCAGGAGUUCCGCAUGCGCGAACAGGCCAGGCAAAAAGCUGUCGCCUUGAAGAAGGAGCAGUCGAAAUCACCGGCAGGCGAAGGUCAACUGCAGUCCAUGAUUGAGACCGUCGGCCAGCUCGACCUAGACGAGAGGGGUGAUUACGAUUUCCAUGGCACCUCGUCCGGCUCCGUCUUCUUCAAGCGGAUGAAGGAGCACUUCCGUGCUCUUCUAGGGAGAGACUAUCAGGUUCCCUUCAUGCCGCGGCCCCCUCGACCCGCCGGUGUUUUGAAUCUCGACUCUCCCAGAUCGGCUUCGAGCUCCCCGUGGCAGCGCAGCAGUACUCCAGACAUACACAAUUUACCACCAAAAGAGAGGGCCAUGGCGCUGUGUUCAGAGUCCCUGGAUAAUGCGACAUGUCUGUUACGCAUCGUCCACAAACCCUCAUUCUAUGCCAUGCUUGACGGCCUGUAUGAAAGGCCCGGGGCGGCCUUCGGAAAAGAAGACAAUCGGAACCUGGCCCUGGCUUAUUCGGUAAUGGCGCUGGGUUGCAUGUACACCGUCCCUGACGACGAGCCCGUCGAGGCUUCACCUUACAAGAUAUCGAUUGAUGAAGCGCUGAAGUACUACAGUUCAGCGAGGUCUUUGCUACAAGACAUCACCGAGUGUCGGGAUCUGGCAUCUCUUCAAGCCCUUCUAUUCAUGAUCCUCUUUAUUCAGUCCAUAUCAAACCUCAGCACUUGCUACGGGUUCGUUGGGAUUGCUUUGCGAUCGGCGCUGAGAAUGGGCUUGCACCGGCACUUUCCACAUGUCCCAAUGAAUCCAAUCGAGUCCGAAACCAGACGAAGGGUUUUCUAUAUAUGUCGGCAGAUGGAUACUUACGUAUCUGCCUUGCUCGGAUUUCCAUUACUUCUCAACGACGACGAUAUCGAUCAGCCAUUACCCACCCCGGUUGACGACCAAUACAUCACGAAGACCGGAAUAUCGGCCCCGCCGCCGGGCACCCCUUCCUUUUUUGAGGCUUUCAACGCGCACGUCAAGCUGAUGGAUUUGUUGAGCAAGGUGGUCAAGCACAUUUAUCCUCUGAAGGGUAUGGAGCAAAACACAGUAGAAGGUGACGGCCCUCCAUAUGCAUCCUAUACAAUCAGCUACGCCAAAAUCAAGGAGAUGGAGGAUGAGCUACAACAAUGGAACGAGCAGCUACCGGUUACCUGGCGUCCAAACCCCGAAGGACCUGUGGAAGUCGUCCGAGUUCGUAAUCUGCUUAGGUUUGCGUACGCUCAUGUCCAGAUGGUGCUGUACCGGCCGUUCUUGCACUACGUUUCUCCCAGGAUCUCUGCCGGGAAAAACGUCAACGAACGUGCGUACGCCUGCGGAGCUGCUGGCAUCAGCGUGGCGCGGAAUAUCGUGCAUCUUGGAACCGAAAUGCGAAAACAAGUCUCCCUUGUAGGCCCGUACUGGUUUACUCUCUUCUCCGAGUUCUUUGCCAUCAUAUCCCUAGUAUUCUUCGUUUUGGAGAACCAGGACAAGCCCGGAUCGACAGAGAUACUAGCCGACGCUGUAGCGGGUAAAGAUAUGAUCAGUGAACUCGCCAAGAAGAGCAUGGUCGCGGAUCGCAUAUCCAAUACUUUGGAGAUGCUAUUUGAACAACUACCUGCAAGUCUGAAGAAAGUGAAGGCUCGAGCCGCGUCGAGGAAGCGGCCGGCAUCAGGACCACGAGCUGACGGAGGGUUCAAAGCGGUCCAGCAAGUGUAUCCUGCCGAGUCAUCACGGCGCCCGACGGAGGUGGUCAGCCGGUCCGGGAACAGCUCGAGAAAUACAGGAAGAGCAUCAGCUGGACCGGUCCAACUGGGAGGUCCCCUUGACAAUGCUCACCUACCAAAUCAGGAAUUUGGAGUAUCAUUCUCUUCCGGCUUUCCAUUUUCACCACUGGAUUUAUCAGCACCAUCCCCCGAAUCUCUGGCUACUACAGGCAUGCACGAGCCUAGCCGUCUGGACCUGCCGCACGGCACGACCAGCGCAGCUCAACAGAUCCACCGGCUGGAUGCUAUUAUGUUCCCUUCAGAUAAUCCCUUAGAGUACCCGACCCAGCCACCCGUUGAAUUCGUGGCUUACCAGCCCGGAGUACAAGGCGCCAGCCAGGGGGGCAUCCCACAUCACGGUCCGUCUCAGUAUUACAUGCCCAACCUCUACGACGGCAUCGAGGGGCAGCUCCUAGGGCCCCUUCCGCCUUAUUUGAUGCAGACACAAACUCAACCAGCAUUCAACUUUCCGACACACAUGUACUCCGAUCCCAUGUUGCCCUCACAACCUUUUCAUCAGGCACAACAUCGGCAUCCGCAGCACCAGCGGCAGCGGUUGCAAGGGAGAGAGUUUGAUGAUUUAGUAGGUAACCCUUCAUGGCAUGGGAUGUACCCCCCGCACGGAAUGAACUAG